Onychomys torridus (southern grasshopper mouse) is the source of this 3265-nucleotide messenger RNA. It is a transcript of the gene Ccdc15, whose product is annotated as coiled-coil domain containing 15. Gene Ontology annotation, cellular component: centrosome. The record is from RefSeq and is a predicted model, not a curated record. The transcript is spliced from 17 exons. Lineage: Eukaryota; Metazoa; Chordata; Mammalia; Rodentia; Cricetidae. Bases 191 to 2779 code for a protein of 862 amino acids.
CCCGGAAGGGGCCGGGCGGGCGUCGGACGCGGAGUGGCGGUUUGCUGGCCUGGCUUUCCGCAGUAGCCCGGGGAGUUUGAGUGUGAGGAGGUCCGCGGCGCGGCGGGCUCCAGGCUUCUCAGGUUCCCCCGCCCUCCUGCACCGACGGGGCCGCGCUUCUCGCCGCCGCAGAAGUCAGACGCCGGGAGGUAUGGCGCCCCUCAAGAAACCCCGGAAUCCCUCCAAAUUGCCCCUGGCUUUAAACCCCAGGAAGAGCAAGGACGUUUUGGCAGUGCUGGCUGAGAGGAACCAGGCCAUAGUACCAAUUGGGGCAUGGGUGGAACCUGCCUCACCAAAUUGCUCGGAAAUCCCAGCACAUACUUCAGCAUACAUGAUUGAAGAGGAAAUAAAGGAACAGCAACGAAGAAAACAAGAAUCUUUGAAACAUUUUCAGAGGCAAGUCAAACGCCGGGUAAAUGAGCAAGUUAAGCUGAGGAGAAAGCACCAGCUUCAGCAGUCUUACAAAGCAGCAGAAAAGGAAGGCUCUAUAGCCAUGCGAUGUUCAGAUUCAGCACAUUUAACUCCUAAAAGGACAAGUGUUUUCCCCAGCAAUUUGAACACUGCUGUUGGAAGUUGUAGGUUACCCGCUUCCCAGGUGCUUGGGGAUGCAACAGAAGACAGAGAGAAUCAGAAUCAGUUGUUUCAACAACAAGCUCAAGCUCUUAGUCAGACUAUGAAACAGGCGCGUCACCAGCUGGCAUCCUUUAAAACUGUGAGUGAAAAAAAGACUUCAGUGUUUCUAGGUGGUAGAAGGAAAAGCUCUCCUACCCAACAGAAAGCACUUCUUAGGAAACCAGCAUGCAUCAAGAUAAAUAAAGAAACAAGAGAGGAACCGCCCAGUAAGAUCCAUGAAGGCCCUUUAACUACAAUGCAUUACCAAAACUUUAUGGAAAAUCAGGACCUUAGCUGUGGGGAACUUUCAUCUGUUGUGACAGAUGAGGAGACAGAAGAUUUGUUUGUGGGUUACCAGCAGGAUCUCCUUUCUGAAAACAAAGAAAAGACUCUCAGCAAAGUUCAGAAAGUAAAAUUCAAAAAUCCAUUAUUUGUUGUGAUAAAAGAAGAUGAACAAAAGCAAUUACGUCUUCACACUCUUCAGGCUUUUCUUCCAGAAGCCCAGGAUUAUCUUGGAGAAGUUCAAGACAAUUGUCCAGGAUCCCAGAGUGAUGUAAUUGAUGUCCUUAAUGUUGAGCCCAAAGCUUCAAGUGUUGAACCUGAAGUUCCAAGUGUUGAGCCAAAUACCCAGGUCACUGGAACCGAGUUGAAGGCCACCCAGCCAGAAGGCCAGGCUCUCAGGACAGAAACUGAGGACAUUCUUGAAGCCCAGACUGUUGAGCUACAUGUUGAGUUGGAAGCCCAGGAUUUUCUGCCCAAAUGUCAAGACCAGGACUCUUUCCACAAAGACCACGAUGUUCUCCCUGAAUACGGGAAUGUUCUACCUAAAUGUCAGGACCAGCAUUUUCUACCAGUAGACCAGGAAUUUCUACCUAGAAACCAGCUUGGUUUACCUGAAGAACAGAGUCACCCACUUAAAUAUCAGAACCAGGAUCUCCCAUCUAAAGAACAGAGGUUCCUGCCCAGAUACCAGUAUAUUUUACCUAUAUAUCAGGACAGAAGAGGUCCGCAUGUUCUUCCUAAAUGUCAGGACCAUUAUGUUCUUUCCCAAGACCAGAAUAAUCUGCAUAAAUGCCAGGAGCAGGACCUUCCACUCCAAAGCCAGGACAUGUUUCUCAAGCACCCUUCAACUUUGAUGAAAGAAGAGAGAGAGGAUGAGGAGUUACCUCUGGAGUGUCAUCAGUAUGCUCCACCUCAGAUCCAGGACCAAGUCUUCUUUAGAGAACAGUACAGGAGCUAUGAGCAGGCAUCAUGUGAUAUGACAGAUGAAAGAUGGAGAAAGGAGUUAUAUCCAGAGUACUACAGAUGUGGUUUACAUGAAAUCCAGGAUCCAGGCUCUGCCAGCAAGCAGAGCUUACAUUUUAGGCAGCAGCCAUCUGUUAAUACAUCUAAAAAGUGGCAAGAGGAUUUACAUCUUGGUGGUCAUGAACAUCUUCCACCCAGACACCAGAGAGAUACAUGCAGCAGGCGACAGCAGGUGUUUGAGGAGUGUCGGUCAGGACUGAGCACUGAAUACCACGCUCUACUGGCAUUUCAGUCUGGAGUGGAUCAAGAAGAAGACAAGAAAGAGCGUCAAAAGCAAUACCUGAGACACAGGAGGCUUUUCAUGGAUAUUGAGAGAGAACAAGUGAAAGAACAAAACAGACAAAGGGAACAAAAGAAAAGAAUUGAAAAAAUUAAGAAAAGGAAAGAACAGCAGCGCUAUGCUGAAGAACAGAGACUCCUAAGAAUGCAUUGUCAUGAAGAACCUUAUUCAGAAGAGAAGAUAAGUGAUGUUUUAGCCCAGUUACAACUUGAAGAAAUAAAAGGAGCCAGGGAAAAACAGCACCGGAAAGAAAAAGAAUAUGUAAGAUAUGUAGAAGCUUUACGAGCCCAGGUCCAGGAGAAAAUGAAGCUUUAUAAUAUCACUUUACCUCCUUUAUGCUGUUGUGGUCCUGAUUUCUGGGAUGCUCACCCUGAUACCUGUGCCAACAAUUGCAUUUUCUAUAAAAACUACAGAGCAUAUAACCGGGCGUUGCAUUCAGUCAUCAAUUCUUCUGAUAUCUCCGAGGGGAAUGCAACUCUUCGAAAUGCCAUUCGUAAUUUUGCUUCUGUACAUAGACGGACUUCAAAAAAAAGUCUCCAAUGAAAUCAAUGCCAAUGACUGCUGAAGAAUGUCAACAGAAUGCUAUGUCACAUAGAAAACCACAAGACAACCUGAAGCUGUUGGGAACCAUCACAGUGUUCUAGCCUCACAGUGCAUACAUUGAACUACAGCCCUUCCAAAAGGCAUCUUCUCCAUGCCAAGCAAGGAGCAUUAAGAGUUUGUUUUUGUUUACUCUACAAAUUACAGAUAUGUGUAGUUUUCAACUCAGGGUUUUCAGCCAAUGGCCAUGCUAAUGUCACCUCACAAACUGAAAACAAGAUGCCAGAAACAUCUUCAAAUGCCCUAUCAUACCACUGUGACUGUGGUCAGAUUCUAAACUAAACCCAAUGAGGAGAGUAGAUACAGCUCAGACAAGAUGUGUGGAUCAUAGCACUCCCCUCUCCAUGGUAUUUGCAAGGAGACACAUAAACACUUUUAGCUGAGAAUGGUGAUACAUGCCUGUAAUCCCAGUACUAUGGGGAGGCUGAU